ACUUUUUGUGUCAAAUUUUUUGAUCAUCGCACUUUCCAAAUUUUUCGAGCAGAUCUUACAGAAGUUUAUUGUUAUUUUAUACAGGGGGAUGAAAAUUUUCUCUACAUAGCUCCAUUAAACAGUUGAUAGUGUCGAUAGCAUCUUUUUCGUGCCUUACAAAUCUGGAAAUGGAUCUCAUAUACGGUAAAAGAGCAUCUCAAGAAGAGGACGUGAGACAGCCAUUGAAGAAGUCGAGGCCUGAUGUGAAUCUGCCUGCCCAUGCUCCAAGCAAUUUGCCAGUACAUCUUCCCAAUGACCAAGUUGUCUCGGACACCCCAAUACACGUUCAUGACCACGUUCACGAAGAACAAGAACAAGAACAGGGACAGGAAUCUACAACCAAGGCUAAUAUCGCUAUUCCUGGAACAGACAUAACCUUGAAUACGCAGGAGGACAUUGAAGCGUGGAUCAAACAGAGGAAAGUUAACUGGAUGAAGAAGAUUUCAAAUAGCAAGCCAUCUGAUAGCUCUGAAGAUUCAAAGGAGGCAAAAGUUGUUCAGAAGAGGAGACAACUGCAAGGAAAUCAAAGGAAUAACAAUGUCGUACGAGGUGAAGCGUCAAGGAACAAGGCGAAGUUCAACCUUAACAAGGCCAUUAUUCAAAGAGAGUUGGCACAGGAGAACUUACAAAUUCUGGAUGUCAUUAGAGAAUUGUUCGAUCAGGGGAUCUUAGAGGUAAAGGGUUUGACAUGAACGAGCGUUCCGCGUGGCUAAAGUAGAUAGGUUAAUCUGUUCAAGUGAUUAUAGAUCAAGUGGGAGUAGUUAACGCAUUACGUGGUCAAAGCAUUACGUGGUCAAAGCAUUACGUGGCCAGAACAUUGCAUGUUUU
Messenger RNA from Williopsis jadinii, 867 nucleotides. RefSeq names its product Rsa1p (gene RSA1). Lineage: Eukaryota; Fungi; Ascomycota; Saccharomycetes; Phaffomycetales; Wickerhamomycetaceae. The transcript has a single exon. The coding region runs from base 168 to 731 and encodes 187 amino acids. The record is from RefSeq and is a predicted model, not a curated record.